Molecule: messenger RNA, 1993 nt
Organism: Thalassophryne amazonica
Lineage: Eukaryota; Metazoa; Chordata; Actinopteri; Batrachoidiformes; Batrachoididae
Gene: serping1
Product: serpin peptidase inhibitor, clade G (C1 inhibitor), member 1
Exons: 11
Coding region: 131-1939 (602 amino acids)
Biological process (GO): negative regulation of endopeptidase activity
Molecular function (GO): serine-type endopeptidase inhibitor activity
Source: RefSeq, a predicted model, not a curated record
AUUGCUGGUUAUUUCUUGGGCCAUUCAGAGGUGGACAGAUAUAGUGAACACAACUGCAAUGCGACAGAGACAUUUCUGAAAAAAACUGCUGACAUUACUGAAUUUGCAUGCUGUUGGAAAUCCAAGAAGAAUGAAAUAUCAGGCCAUAUUUUGUAUUUUCCUGCAGCUAACGACUGAGUUCUCUUCAUGUACAUAUCUCCGGGUGUUAUCUGGUUCCACACUGGAACUUCCAUGUCUUUCAUACCAGCCAGAUUUCACAGAAACAGCAAUCACCUGGACACAUAACGGCAAAAAUGUUGUCAGCACUCAGUCCUCUACUCAGUCCCUGACCUCUCCCGUAAUUAAAAAGGAAGUCUUGAUCCUGUCUAUACCUCAAGUAACUGUUGCCAGUGAGGGCGAGUAUGUGUGUUUGGUGAAGAAAAACAACAUGGAGACUAGAAGGACAUACACCGUCACUGUCAUUGCUCCAGUGGACUAUGCAACUGAAGUGAAGGAGGGUUCCACCAUUCACCUCCCAUGCCAUUUUCCACUUUCUCGUCAAGUCUUGGCCAAUGCACUUUGGUUUAAAGAGAUGAAAAGUGGUGAAAUGUCACCGCUGAAUUUUUCUGAGGAUUCAUCGGGUGUUGAAAGGCAACUUGAAAGGCUGUAUCCAUUUGACAAUGAUCAAACCAUUAUACUCAGAAACACUGUCCUGGAGGAUGCUGGAGUUUACCACUGUGAAUCUGCUGAGGGUGAAAAACUCAGCAUUGUACACCUUACUGUCAAUGUUGAUCCUGCCUCUGUUCCACACUCCUGCAGUAACUUUCCUUCAGAAUGGGAGCCUUGUCCAAAUGGAAGCAGCCACAUAUCGAAAAUCAUGCUGGAGGAAUCCAUUGCAGAGUUUUCCAUAAAGCUAUUUUCCUAUCUUAGAGAAUCACAUCACGUUACCAACUUACUUUUCUCUCCUAUGAGCAUCAGUGCUGUGCUUUCACACUUGUUGUUAGGUGCAAGGGGUGACACCCGUAGAGCCCUUGAGUCAGCAAUCUAUGUGCCCCAUGACUUCCACUGUGUGCAUUUCCAGAUGAAGAAAUUGAGAGAGAAAUUGGCUAGCUCUUUGGAGAUAGCAUCGCAGAUCUACUAUAACCAACGCAUGAAACUGAGUAAAGCUUUUGUUCAACAAUCGAUUGAGUUCUAUGAAGCAGAGCCCAUCAGGUUGCUGAAUAACAGUGAGGAAAAUACACAAAUGAUCAACAGCUGGGUGGCGAAUAAGACCAACAACAAAAUCACAGAUUUGGUUGGGUCUGUACCAGCUAAUACCCAGGUCAUCUUAGUCAAUGCUGUCUCUUACAGUGGUCAGUGGAAACUACAGUUUGAAAAAACCGUGGAAGGACAAUUCACAAAACUCAACGGAGACAUAGUAAAUGUGACUGUCCUCCACCACGAGAGUUAUUUGAUGACUAUGACAUACGUCAGUCAGAUUAUGGCAGAGGUAGCAAGAUUUCCUCUCACAGGUGAAAACAGUCUGUAUAUUUUGUUGCCUCUCAGCAACAAAUUAUCUGACCUGCAGACAGUAGAGGAAAAGAUAACAGACAAAACCUUGUGGAAAAUGAUAACAUACAUGAAAACAUUACGUCCUCAGCAAGUUGAAGUCACUAUCCCUAAACUCGAACUGGAUGACGAGGCAGAUAUGAACACACUUAUGAAGAAAUUAGGACUGUCAUCACUCUUCGAAGGUGCCAAGCUGUGUGGACUCGACUCUGAAGACAUGGUGGUUUUGGAUGAUGGCAGACACAGAGCUUUCCUUGCACUGACUGAGUUUGGUGUAGAGACUGGAGCUGCCACCUCGCUGUCAUUCUCUCGCUCCUUGCCUUCCUUUUCUGCCAUGCAUUCUUUUAUCUUGCUGCUUUGGAGUGAUGAGGCCAAUGUGCCACUUUUUAUUGGGAGAGUGACUGAGCCAUGAAUGAGUGAGACAGACAGAAUGAGCAGGAAGAAACAAACACUGUUAAUUUGGAAA